Messenger RNA from Python bivittatus (Burmese python), 3241 nucleotides. It is a transcript of the gene ST8SIA4, whose product is annotated as ST8 alpha-N-acetyl-neuraminide alpha-2,8-sialyltransferase 4. Gene Ontology annotation, biological process: oligosaccharide metabolic process; N-glycan processing. Gene Ontology annotation, molecular function: alpha-N-acetylneuraminate alpha-2,8-sialyltransferase activity. The record is from RefSeq and is a predicted model, not a curated record. NCBI's taxonomy places the organism in Eukaryota, Metazoa, Chordata, Lepidosauria, Squamata, Pythonidae.
GAGGAGCUUGGAGAAGCAGUUGCUGAGCGAUCUCGGGAGCGCGUGGACUUCGGGCAGGAGGACUUCGCCCACGGGGGAAUAGCAGCGGCAGCCUCUCCCCCCACAGCAUCAAUCCAGUUUUUCUUUUUUGUUUUGAUUUUUAAAAAACCUUUGGCUGAACGCUGCUUUGUUUUAUCUCCUUUGCUCCCCUUUCUCUUCCACCCUGCCAAACAAAGGAAAUAGAAGGAAUUCCGAUUUUCAGAAGACAUGCGUUCCAUCAGGAAGAGGUGGACUAUCUGCACGAUAAGUAUCCUCCUGAUCUUUUACAAGACAAAAGAGAUUGCACGAACGGAGGGGCACCCGGAGGCGCAACCCAGCGGAGAUGGCGAGCAAAGUUUAAGUAGAUCAGUGGUCAAUAGCUCUGAUAAAAUAAACCGGAAGAGUGGCUCUUCAGUGUUCCAGCAUUCUGUAGAAAGAUGGAAAAUCAAUUCCUCCUUGGUGCUGGAAAUAAGGAAGAAUAUUCUUCGAUUCUUGGAUGCCGAAAGAGACAUCUCAGUCGUCAAAAGCAGUUUCAAGCCUGGAGAUGUAAUCCACUAUGUGUUAGACAGACGCCGUACACUAAAUAUUUCUCAGGAUUUGCAUAGCCUGCUUCCUGAAGUUUCUCCGAUGAAGAAUCGUCGAUUUAAGACAUGUGCUGUUGUAGGAAAUUCUGGCAUCCUCCUCGAUAGUGGGUGUGGAAAAGAGAUUGACAACCAUGAGUUUGUUAUAAGGUGCAAUCUAGCUCCUGUGGUGGAGUUUGCUGCAGACGUGGGAACUAAAUCAGAUUUUAUUACCAUGAACCCAUCAGUUGUACAAAGAGCAUUUGGAGGCUUUCGGAAUGAGAGUGACAGAGAAAAAUUUGUGCAUAGACUAUCUAUGCUGAAUGACAGUGUCCUUUGGAUCCCUGCUUUCAUGGUCAAAGGCGGAGAGAAGCAUGUGGAGUGGGUUAAUGCAUUAAUCCUUAAGAAUAAAUUGAAAGUGCGAACUGCCUAUCCAUCACUGAGACUUAUUCAUGCUGUCAGAGGUUACUGGCUAACCAACAAAGUUUACAUCAAGCGACCCAGCACAGGACUCCUUAUGUAUACCCUCGCAACGAGGUUCUGUGAUGAAAUUCACCUCUACGGAUUCUGGCCCUUCCCAAAGGAUAUAAAUGGAAAACCCGUCAAAUAUCAUUAUUAUGAUGACCUAAAGUACAGAUACUUUUCGAACGCCAGUCCCCAUAGGAUGCCAUUAGAGUUUAAAACACUGAACAUGUUACAUAAUAGAGGAGCACUUAAAUUGACAACAGGGAAAUGUAUACAGCAAUAAUGCACAAGUCAAGUACCAAGAGAAAUACAGGAAAUUCAGAUUUUUUAGAACAGCAGUGGGAUCCAAGCAGUGGAUAUAGCCCAGUGCUCUGUACCAAGCCAUCAGAGAAUAAGGAAGUGCGUCAAGACUCUAUUACCAGCUAAUGUUUUACCUGUUGAAGUGCUAAAUCUUGAGUGCAAUGGUUCAAGUAAGUGCCACUUUUGCUAAGAACAAAUCUUGAAUGUAUACAAUCAGUAGUGUUUACAAGAUCCAACAAUGCAUUCAUCACUUGUUAAAGAAGCAAAUGACUUGCUCACUGCUCAUUUGCCUCCACACAAAGUCAGGCAACGUCCAAAGGAAUACCUAGGCAUUGGGAUGUGCCCGUAGAGAAAGGAACCAAAUCAAGGUGGAACUGGCAGAGCAGUGGAUCAUAUCUCAAAGUUCAAGUAAAGCACCCUUAGAGGAAUGCCUGACUGUAUUAUAACCCUUUUCUCUUUUUCUUUCCCGUUUUUAAAAUUGUCAUGCAUUUCUCAUGGUGUUUGGGUAUUGGAACUCUGGAAGGGAUUUUGAAAAGACAAUAUUAUGGACAUUGUAAGUGAACUUCAAGAAGUGGUCUUAGAAGAAUGUCUUAUUUUUUAAAAAAAACCCUGAAACUUAAAAUCUGCAUUGUAUCAUCUUGUUCAGCUUAAGCUUGGUAAAUGCAUUAGAGCUAAAACUGCCUCCAUGUGAGGGCUUAUUGAGGCUGUAAUAUGCAGAGCCAUUCCCCUGGUUUCACAGGCCCCGGAAGAUGCUCUAUACUAGCAUUAACCGUUGUCAGAAAGAUGUGGUGCUGACAAGACUGAUACUUAACCAUAUAUCCUCCUCUUAUACAAAGUGGACAGUGGUGGAAGAAUGAUCUCAGAGAGGCUGUUUUGAGCAGUAUAAAAAACAGUAUAACUUGACUGCUAGGGCUUAGAAUCUCCCAGUUGCUUUAUGUGCUUCUGUUGGAGGGAAUGAUAUAAAUAUGCUUUCAAAUGAAAAACAUUCUUCCUGGUCUCCUCUGUUUUAAAGAAAAAGCAGUUGUGAGAUCCUGAUCCAGAUGACGUGUACAUUCCAGGUUGGGGCUCCUGCAUCUAUUCUCAAUUAUUAUUUGCCUUCAAACAGCAGCAACAAAAGGAAAUAUUUCCAAAUGGAGGUUGGCUUGUUGAAAUCUGAUUGGGAACAUGUUCUGGCUCAGGGUUUCACAUGGCUUUCUCUUCAAAAUGUCAUUUUAAAAGCAACUAUCUGAAGCAUGUUUUUUUAAAGCACAUCCACAAUAAUAGAUCAUAUGAUAAAGUUCAGGAGUAUCCAUGGGGGGGGGGGAGUGUCAAAAAAGGGGUGAGGUUUGAUUGCAAAACUGCAGCCACCAUCUUGACCUUUUUUUGACUCUCACGGGCUCCUGCCAAAGGCUCUGAUAAAGGACAAGCUAAAUGGAGAAGAAAUCCAUGUAGUUUGCCCCUAAGGCAUAAGUUAACCACCCUCAAAGCAUUCAUAUUCUGAGCAGUUAUUAAAGCAAGAUUGUUUUCUUGUAUGGCAAAUGAAGAGAAUAUCAUUAACAAGCAGGUGCCCUUACAUUUGGUACCAAAGAUUAUGCUGAUUUUGUAAUUGAUGAUGUACGUUUAUUUUCCUUGUAUUGACAAAAACAUGUACAUUUAGUGCUAUCACUGUGUUGCUGUGCUGCUGAGGAAACUGUUUUCAGUCACCUCUGUUUCCUGUUAACUUAGUAGCUAGAUUCUGUUUGAAUGACAAAUUCCUUCACUUGACUUGGUUCUGUUUUUGAAUAUUUUAUUAAAUAUUGAAUAUUUCAAACAGAGCAAAACAGAUUUUUCUCGCUUCUUAAUUAGAAUGUGCCCAUAAUUUUCAUUAAUCAAAACAGGAAAGUAGAAAUCAUGAAAAGAACAUUAAUGCCUAGUUCAAA